UCCUUUCACUCACUGGGUUCUGCAGCUUCCUCUCCGGCUGCUGAGCUUUGUGUCCCAUAGGUAACAAUGAACGAUGACUUCCGGAGAGCGGAGUCGGGCACCCAGCUACUUGCGAGACUGGAGGGACGCGCUUCUCUGAAAGAACUCGAGCCUUUGCUUUUUGCCAGUGGAGAUUGUCCUUUACAUGGUGAUAUAAUUGAAUUCCAUGGUCCAGAAGGUUCUGGAAAAACAGAAAUGUUUUGCCAUCUAAUCUCCCGUUGUAUCUUGCCAACGUCUGAUGGUGGUUUACAAGUUGAGGUGGUCUACAUAGACACAGACUAUCACUUUGACAUGCUUCGUCUGGUCACUAUACUGGAACACCGCUUGUCACAAAGUGACGAAGAGACCAUCAAACAAUGUCUAAGCAGGUUCUCCUUGGUCUACUGCAGUAGUAGUGUACAGCUUCUCCUCACACUCUACUCUCUAGAGAACAUGUUCUGCAGCCGUCCUUCUCUGUGUCUAUUAAUCAUAGAUAGUCUGUCGUCUUUUUAUUGGAUCGACCGGAAUAAUGGAGGAGAAACCCUUUCUAGACAGGAGUUCAAUAUUAGGAAAUGCAUAGAGCUUCUUGAUAAAUUGAUAAAGGAAUAUAAACUUGUUCUCUUUGCUUCCACACAAACUCUAAUGCAGAAGACGUACAAUGAAAGCAAUGAAGCAUCUCGUUCAGAGAAACAGACGUCUUCCGUGAAUGACUACAGGCCAUAUCUGUGUAAGCUGUGGCAGCAUGUCACUACAAACAGAGUAUUUUUCUCAAAAGAACAAACACAAGGGAGUAAUAGCACAACGUUCUCUCUGACAUCCUGCCACCUGAAGAGCAAAACUGUCAUCAGGCGCUCAUUUGUGAUAACCGAAGCUGGAGCAAAGUUCAUCCUCUGAUCCCCAAAAUGUUCUCUAUUUAUGGGGCAUCUGUCAGCAGAUUUGUACCUGUGACACUGGCUGACCUGUUGCAUGUGCGCUUUGCAGCAGAAGGCAUCUGUGUUGGUCCCAUGUUUAUAUGUGCCCACACU
This is a messenger RNA of Bufo gargarizans (Asiatic toad), 1043 nucleotides long. RefSeq names its product X-ray repair cross complementing 2 (gene XRCC2). The coding region runs from base 67 to 912 and encodes 281 amino acids. Gene Ontology annotation, cellular component: centrosome; Rad51B-Rad51C-Rad51D-XRCC2 complex; replication fork. Gene Ontology annotation, biological process: DNA strand invasion; double-strand break repair via homologous recombination. The record is from RefSeq and is a predicted model, not a curated record. Lineage: Eukaryota; Metazoa; Chordata; Amphibia; Anura; Bufonidae. Gene Ontology annotation, molecular function: four-way junction DNA binding; ATP binding; ATP-dependent DNA damage sensor activity. The transcript is spliced from 3 exons.